This is a messenger RNA of Camellia sinensis, 2456 nucleotides long. The record is from RefSeq and is a predicted model, not a curated record. Lineage: Eukaryota; Viridiplantae; Streptophyta; Magnoliopsida; Ericales; Theaceae.
UCUCUCACACACACACACACACACACAUUCAAACCCAUUUCUUCUCUUUUUAAUCACUAUCAUACUCUUCUCUUCUUUUCUUUUCUUUCUUUUUUUUUUUUUAAAUUCCCAAAGAACCUGCUUUAUCAAUUAUAUAUCUCUCUUACUAAAAUUUCUCUCAACUUUGAUCUUGAUAUAGAUUAGACAUAUGUAUUGCUCAUGAAAGGUGUUUGAGGUUUCAUCCUCGCUAAUAUUUAGAUACAUGUAGUCCCUCAUCUUACAUAUAUCAGAUAAUUAUUAGACCGUAGCCCUAGACUAACCUCAAGAGGAAUAGGGAGUGAAACGUUUACCUAUUAAUAUAUCAUUAAAAUUUGAAUCGACUUUACAUAUAAGAGUCAUAGGCCCUGACCCAUUUGGCUGGUAUCUUUCAUAUAUUUGAAUUUUUACUGUCAUCUACUUUUUAUUUUUAUUUUUAUUUUUUUAUGGCAUGCUCAAGCCCAAUUUUGUAUGAGACCAAGGGUUGGGGUGCCCUUUAAUGAUGUUCAAAUUCGAGUCUCAUUGUUGUAUGUGCAAUUUUCAAUUUUCUUAUUUCUCUUACAAAUUGUUAAAAAUUAAAAGCUCAAAUUUACGUAUAUCUAUUUAAUAUUAUACUGUGAACAUUUAAGUUGAUGGGAGCUAAAAAAUGAAAAUUAUGUAAUGCUUUUUUUGUAUUCCAAAAAAAUCACAAAUAUUUUUUUAAAAAAAAUUUAAAUACUCAUGUUAUCACUAAUUGCGAGGAAUUGGAAAAAUCUAGCGGUUAAAUCGUCUUGUAACUACUUCAGCUUGUAAUCUUUGCACCAUAUCUCUCUCUAUAUGCAGCAAACUAAGGUUUCAAAUAUGGUAGAAUUACACGCAAUAAAGUACACAACUCAGAAGUUUUGUCACUUUCUUUGUUUUCCCAAAAUACCCAUAAAAUUGUUUUCUGUUAAAACUUUACAUCCUAUAAUUGCUAAACGGUUUUUAAAUUCAAUCAUCAUUCAUUAAACCGAUCAAAAGUUCAGAUGCACAAUUGCAAACGCAUCACAUUUGCAUCCACUGCUAGUGUAAUAUGUAUGUAAAUAUGUGUUGUAGAUAUGCAGUUGUGACAGGAGCAAACAGAGGGAUACUAUUGGAAAUAUGCAGACAGUUAGCUUCAAAUGGGGUGAUGAUGGUGCUAACUGCAAGAGAUGAGAAAAAGGGUAUUGAAGCUCUUGAAAAACUCAAAGAGAAUGGUCUCUCUGAUCUUGUGGUCUUUCAUCAGCUUGAUGUGUUGGACCCAUCUACAAUUGCUUCACUUGCUGAUUUCAUCCAAACCCAAUUUGGAAGGCUUGAUAUCUUGGUGAACAAUGCAGCAAUUGGUGCGAUCACAGUUGAUACUGAAGCUCUUAAGGCUUCAGCAGGGGUAGGUCUUCAAUAUCUUCUUCUUCUUCUUCCUUUUAUUCAAGUACUUCUUCCUCUCCUCCUUUUAUUUGAUUCACCAAGGAUCGUUAACGUUUCCUCCACUGCUGGGAAGCUACAGUAUGUAUCCGGUGAAUGGGAUGUAGGACUUCCAAGUGAUGCAGAAAACCUCAGUGAAGACAAAGUGGAUGAGAUACUGACUGAGUUCAUGAAAGAUUUCAAAGAAGAUCAAUUAGAAGCCAAGAACGGGCCUACUUAUCUCUCAGCAUACAUCUUAUCGAAAGCUGCCAUGAAUGCCUACAUGAGGAUACUAGCGAAGACACAUCCAUUCUCAAUGAUUAACUAUGUCUGGCCUUGCUAUGUGUCAAGGUGCGCUCAUCCAAGGGUCAACACCUUGAUGCUACACUCAUUUGGGCCCUUUGGAGAGCCAAAAACAUGCCCAAGAAGUUGGUGCAAGCGCAAGCCAAGGCCCAAGGCAUGGUGCAAGAUAGCCCACGGCAUGCCAUGAAGCAGCCCAUGCCAACAGCCAACAGCAGCAGCAGCCAACGUCCAGCAGCAGUGGCAGCAGCCAACAGCCAACAGCAAGGCCACAGCCUUGCCAGUCCAGCAGCAACUUUGAAGCACAUUUUGGAGGGUCAAAUGUAGUCUUUUUGCCUUGUAAAUUUUUAUGUAAAUACCUUAGUAUUAAAGGUGUUUUGGGACCAUGUCUUGUAAUUUUUCUCUUUUUGUAGAAUUUUUAGAAAUCUAUUAUGACUCCUUAAACAUAAUAGAUGUUUCCUCUUGCUGGCUAGGAAAAGGCUUAACAAGUUAUAUUAAGGAGGGGGUACCCAAGUGUUGAACCAAACCACUUGUGCCUUUGAAGUACCCCAACCUAACCAAUGGUAAGGCAACUCUUGUAGCACUUUUGGUACAUUGUUCAACUAUUGUAAUGCCUUCUUUUGAUCAAUGAAAAGUUCAUUUCACCUUUAAAUUGUGCAAAGCUUUUCUAGUGUUGCUUGCUUUAAAUUUAGCUUGUUGCUUGCUAAUUUGUGGCUUGUCUCCAACCUAAUGGCUCAUAAACU